GCUCGUAGAGGUCCACGUAAAGUUUCGCGUGCAGUUUUGUGUCACAGAAACAAGUUACAAUUUCAAUCAGAAACCUGAGAUCUGAUUCUUUUUCAAAACUAUCCUUUUCACUUUUGUGUGGUACUUUGGCAGAAAACAUUAUUGGAUAACCUAUAAACGUCUGCAUCGAUCUCAGCAAGCUACACAUUUGUAAAAUAUACAUACAUUUUUGGAAGUUUGAAACAUAAGAGGAAGUGAUCUCAUAGCCUUGGACGUUUGUAGCAUGAAGUUGUACUGCAAACACACAGUUCUGGGUUCCAUCCUCAAGAAGGAUCUAGGCUAGUGCGCACACGAAUGGGCAAGGAACUGGGCUUAUAACCUAAAGGCGGCAGGUUCGAUUCCCGGAUAGGACACUGCCGCUGUACCAUUGAGCAAGGAGGGAUGGACAGCUCGGUGACCCUAUGGCAGUUCCUGCUUCAGCUCCUCCUGGACCCCAGCAAUGAUCAGCUGAUCUGCUGGACCAAUGAGGACGGAGAGUUCAAGCUACUGCAGGCGGAGGAGGUAGCCAGGCUGUGGGGCGCUCGCAAGAACAAGCCGAGCAUGAACUACGACAAGCUUAGCCGGGCCCUGCGAUAUUACUAUGACAAGAACAUCAUAAAGAAGGUGAACGGGCAGAAGUUUGUGUACCGCUUCGUCUCCUACCCCGACAUCCUCAGCGGGGACUUCGUGGCGAAGGUGGAGGGGGCCCGGGAGGCCGGAGGAGGGGUGGCGCUGCCCUCCUGUGAGCAGGGGGGCACCCCAAACGACGGGGGGGAGCGCCGGGCGGGGGAGAAGGCCGCCCAGCCAGGGGCCUUCCAGGGCUCCAACAAACCCUCCAGCCGCAACGACUACAUCAACUCGGGCCUGUACACCACCUUCACCCUCACCUCCCUGCAGGCCGGCGCCCAGCUCUUCAAGUCCAUCCGCGUGGAGGACCCGGGGCGCAAGCAGGCGGAGAAGAAGUCCGCCGUCGACCCCGCCCAGUCCGUCAUCAAAUUCGGCACUAUCCCACCGAAGCUGUCCCAGCUGGUCCUCCUGGAGGCUGCGCCUCAGGCCCCGCCCCAGAACAGGACACACCCACCCCAGCAGCCGUGCCCAGCCAAGGCCCCACCCUCGUACGGGACUCACACAGCAGAGCAGCUAUGCCCACCCAAGGCCCUGUCCCAGACUCCUCAGCAUCCGUACACAGAGGAGGAGGAGAAGAAAGAGGGGUCUCACACAGCAAAGACUGUGCCCAUCCUCUGCCUCUCUGGCCCCGCCCACUCUCUCCCCGACCAAUCUCCUUGCCAGAGCAUGGUUCCCGACUCCUCCCAGGAGCUGAUAAUCGACAGCGACAUGGAGUCCAUCUCCUCCCAGCCUUGUGAGCUGCAGCAAGUGCAGCAGGUGACCCACUCCUCUACUCUCCAGGACAUGGGGGGCUUGGAGCAGGAGGCCAAAAGCUCUUCGGACCAGAGCAGCCAGGAGAGCAUCCACAGCGGGAAGUCCAGGAAGCCGAAAGGCCUGGAGCUGACCCCCCCACUGCUGGUGACCAGCUCCGACUUCGGCACCAUGAACCUGGCCAGCCCCUCCCUCGCCUCCCUCAACCCCCUCACCCCUGCUUUCCUGUCGACCCCCACCUAUCUGCUCACACCGAGCCCCCUACUCUCCAACAUCCACUUCUGGAGCACGCUCAGUCCAGUGGCUCCUCUUAGCCCUGCCUGGAGACAGGCCACAUCCACUUUGUUCCAGUUUCCCUCGGUGCUGAACACACAGUUCCAGCUGCCCGUGUCCAGUGUGGACGGUUCCAACACCCCCGCACCCCUCUCGCCUGACUCCCAGAAGACGUAGGAGAGCACUUACUCCCCCUCCACCCUCCCGCUACACCACUUCCCAGCUUUGGCCUGCAAACCAAACCAGCCCCUCCCCUUCUCAGGCUGAGCACUGGAGGAGACUGGAAGAUUCUCUCUGCACCCCACCCCCCACCCCCACAAGAGACCGAGGGGGCGCUGGAUCUUCCUGCUGAAGGUCGGGUCAGCCCUUCAUCCUCUUAUGGAGUAUUUGGGGACAAAGCGACGAGCCAUGCCUUCGGCCCAGGCCAAUCAGACAAACACAUGUGUGCCUGUUUCCCAAGCCACUCCACACACAUUGGUGGCUGAUUAAGUCUUUCUUUUUCGCUGAAUUUCUGUUCUCUCUCUCUAAAUCAGCCAUUAUGGAAUAACCAGAACAGACUAGGUUCUAGGAGGUCACCAAGAUGCCUGGGAAAGCGCUUUCAGGUGGACCUAAUUUUUCUUUACUAUGGAAUCGGGACUUUCGGAUAGAAGACUUGGAAUGGCUGUCUUCAGUUGAUGGGGGAGGAAGGAGGGACGAUGUUGCCGGGCAUGAGCCGUUGUGCAUAUAGAAGCAUUUCCAUGGCAACAUCAGCUCCCCUCAAACUAAGGAUUGUGGGAAAGUGAGUUUUCUGCAACAGUGCCCAACUGUUUAUACUGGACAUAUUCCUGUUUACACAACAGAUUUUGUACAUUUUUUACUUGUGCUAGAGUGGGUUAAAUUAUCUGACUGGUGAGAACAGACAUUAAGGCUUUGAAAGUGGAUCAGUUGGUGUCUAAUUCAGAAUUAAGAAAAUAUUGAACAUUUAGAAAUGCAGUUUUUUUUUACUCGUACAAGUAUAUAGUACAUGCACAAAACGAAUCCCUCACCUAAAGAGGAUCACUGUGCUGUGCUGUCCAAAUUACAUUUCAGAAUUCGCUGCUUGUGUUGUAUUUUAUCUCAUUAGUUCAUCUCCGAUCUGCGUUGUGUGGGUGGUUGGCACUGCAAUACUUUGGUGAGUGAUCCGACAUACACUAAUUCAAACUUUGACAAGAACUAAAGUUUUUGUACAUUUAGGGCUCUUUUCAUGUAGCUUUGGGUAUGAAACAUUAUUCGCUGUCUGAUGAUGAUGUCAUAAUUGGUGGACAGCAUGGUUGCUAAGACCCCAAAAUAGCAUUUGUGCCUUAAACCUUUUUUUUAUCCGUUGGUCAUGCGUCAGCAAAUGUAGCAGAACAAUGUGUCUUUCUUCUCAGUGGUCUUCAGUAUAAUUUACUCUGACCUGCAUGGUGCUUAAUGUAAAGUUAAUUAAUUAAUUAAUUAAUUAAAUAUGAGGAAUAUUUGACAUCUGGACAUUGGAAUGAGAAAGGGGAGUCGGUGGACAUAGUAACAUAGGUAUUGUUUUAUCCUAAUUUUUGGUGAAGGUAAUCCUUUUGGAGUACGGUAUAUCCUGAAUAUUGCACGGCUGUGCAGCACAGAUCCAGCAAUUUUCACAUUGGCACAAGGUUGUGUUUCCUGUGCUCACAGUCAGCGUUUGGUUUCGUUCAACAGUUGAAAUUUACUCUAUGUAAAUAAAAUAACGCACACUGACAGGAAUUCCGGAUCAUGUGUAGGGAAGUUUCUGUCAGUAUCAGAAGCCGCCUGGUGGAACAUGUUGAUCGCCUUAUGAAAUAUUAUGUUUGCUGUUAAAUGAAGGUGCUGUGCAUGUGUGAUUUAGAUGUAUACCAUCGUAAUAUAGAUUACUACAGCUAGGGGGCAGUGUGCCGUGUGCAGUUAUAGCUUACAGUAUGUACUGCCUGUUGCAUUUGCAGAAAAACAACCGCAGCAUUUGUGACCAAAAAAUCCUACUGACUGCUGUCCGUAGGUAUAUGGACAGUGACACGAUCGGGGCACUAUAUAUAAAAAGUGGUGAAAUUCCUAUAUGGUUCACCCAAUGUGAAUUUUGAGCACCCUCAAAUUAAAGCUGACAGUCUGCACUUUAACCUCCUAUUCAUUGUUUUAUUUCAAAUCCAAUUUGCUGGAGUACAGACCCCAAACAAUAACAAUUGUGUCUCUGUCCAAAUACUUACCGCUUGCACCUUAUACGUCUGCUCGGUGUACGGACGGAGUGUAGCACAGUGGGUAAGGAACUGGACUUGUAACCGAAAGGUCGCAGGUUCGCUUCCCGGGUAGGACACUGCCGUUGUACCCUUGAGCAAGGUA
Anguilla anguilla (European eel) is the source of this 4002-nucleotide messenger RNA. Its product is annotated as ETS domain-containing protein Elk-4-like. The coding region runs from base 421 to 1845 and encodes 474 amino acids. The transcript has 8 exons. Gene Ontology annotation, molecular function: sequence-specific DNA binding; DNA-binding transcription factor activity, RNA polymerase II-specific. Gene Ontology annotation, biological process: regulation of transcription by RNA polymerase II; cell differentiation. The record is from RefSeq and is a predicted model, not a curated record. Gene Ontology annotation, cellular component: nucleus. NCBI's taxonomy places the organism in Eukaryota, Metazoa, Chordata, Actinopteri, Anguilliformes, Anguillidae.